Molecule: messenger RNA, 290 nt
Organism: Patiria miniata (bat star)
Lineage: Eukaryota; Metazoa; Echinodermata; Asteroidea; Valvatida; Asterinidae
Product: speract receptor-like
Exons: 5
Coding region: 1-276 (91 amino acids)
Biological process (GO): cGMP biosynthetic process; intracellular signal transduction; receptor guanylyl cyclase signaling pathway
Molecular function (GO): peptide receptor activity; guanylate cyclase activity
Source: RefSeq, a predicted model, not a curated record
AUGAGAACAUCAGAGUCCAGCCUAAAGGAUCGAUACCCAAGGCAAAGGGUGCUUCACAGGGAUGGAACAGACUCGAAGUACUGCAAAGUUGUUAACUUGUUGAAUGCCUUGUACACGCUGUUCAACGCCAUCAUUUCCAACUAUGACGUCUACAAGGAUGAAAGCAUCGACGAUGCCUACAUGUUGGUCUCUUGCCUACUGAUCCGUAAUGGCAGCCGUCAUGCUGGUAUGAUCGCCUCCACUGCAUGGCAUCUCCUGGAGGGCGUUGAUAGUUGAUCAUGCCACACAAA